AUGAGCCUUUUAGAUGAUUAUACAUUCGACUUUGUGCAAGGAACCGAGCUCCAUACCGAAGGUAAUUGGUCGGUAUAUACUACACAAUUUUCCAAAUUGCCUCAGUAUGCUUAUUAUAACCCUUUGGUUCCAUCCUCAGUUGUAGAGGCUGAAGAGCAUCUGCUGGAUCUCAUCGAGGAAGAAGGGGGGUUUGAUGGAGUAUUGGGCUAUUCGGGAGGAGCAGCGUUUGCAGCUCAGGCGAUUAUUCGACACAGUCAGCGAGAAUCAAGCCAGCCGUUAUUUCGAUUUGCAGUCUUCAUCAAUGGAGGAACACCCAUCAAGGCCUUUUCCUUGAGUAAAGAAAAGAUCAUGGAGGACGGCCCAGAGACUACGGCCCUAAACAGAGAACUGCAGGCAACCUACUUGCGACCCUCCAACAUGCGAGUGCGCAAGGGAGAUAGCAGGGAAGCAGCUGAGAGAGCCAUCGAAUCUCGGAAGAAGGAAAUCAAGGCAGUGCGGACGGGUAUGCUGGCUGAUGGAAGACAUUUUCUGACAGAAGACGGAGAGCUUGCCUUGACGAGAUAUGAUGGCGCAAAGGAUGGUGCGCUUAUUGACAUUCCAACGUUGCACGUUCGCUGUUUGGGAGAGACUGACGCCGACUUGGGACUCAAUCUGCUCAGCCUCUGCAAUCCGGACUUGAUUCAAGAGCACCAUCAUCCAUUUGGACACGACUUCCCAAGAGGACAAGCCGAGAUGCGAAAAAUUGCAGAGAAGAUUAUCGAGUUGGCAGAAUCGGCGUAG
Trichoderma reesei QM6a is the source of this 780-nucleotide messenger RNA. RefSeq lists its product as uncharacterized. Gene Ontology annotation, cellular component: nucleus; cytoplasm. The transcript has 3 exons. NCBI's taxonomy places the organism in Eukaryota, Fungi, Ascomycota, Sordariomycetes, Hypocreales, Hypocreaceae. Bases 1 to 780 code for a protein of 259 amino acids. The record is from RefSeq and is a predicted model, not a curated record.